Mercenaria mercenaria is the source of this 3091-nucleotide messenger RNA. RefSeq lists its product as uncharacterized. Lineage: Eukaryota; Metazoa; Mollusca; Bivalvia; Venerida; Veneridae. The record is from RefSeq and is a predicted model, not a curated record. The transcript is spliced from 7 exons. Bases 418 to 1878 code for a protein of 486 amino acids.
ACCAUUAACACAUUGAAAAAUAAAAAUCAUUUUGCAAAUGUUUGUAUAGGUACUAUUUACAGUAAUAACACUUUGUUGGUGUACCUUCCAUUGUAUUCGGAUCAGAGUUAUUUUUGUUUUAAAUGUUAAUCAAAAAUGGUACUUGAUAUGCAAAUAUUAAGUGGAAAUGAAAAUUGUUUAAGACACAAAAUGAAACUUGACCAAUUAUAUCUUAUACUGAUCGGGACUGGGACUAUAGUCAUUCUGAAGAAUAGCAGUAGUUCUAACUAUAAAUACGUUACGUGAUAUUAAAAGGAAACGUGAGCAUUUUUGUAGGCAUCGUCUUAUAAAACUUGACAACAAUUUACAUUUAUCCACUUUCGUUUUGUAUAUUUACUGCUUGACAAGAACAGUGCAGUAAAUUGACAGAGUGCUGUAAUGGGUAGCAAGUCUACUAAGGAAUGCGCGAGGACAGAUGAAAUUUUCUGUACGGGAAGUGCGAUAAAAAACAGAACCAAAUCAAAGAAAAGGUCAAUGUCAUCCCAAAUUAAUCCAGAUGUGACUAAAAGGGACAUACACGAAAGAUGUAAACGAAUGAUAUAUGCACAAGAAGAAAAACUAAAAGAAGCGGAAGAAAAUAUAAAAAGAAUUGAAAAUGAAAAUGCUGACAAAAUACAGACACUUCGAAAAAUAAUGAAAACAGAAACCGAAAACAUGAGGAAAACGUUUGAAGAACAACUGAUUGAAAAGGACAAAGAAUUAGUCAUACUAAAUGAAAAACUGUAUUUUGUGGAGGAAGAGAAAGAUGGGCUACUGUUAAGGUUAAGUGCGAUGGCUGGUGCAAAACUGACUGAAGGCAAUGCAAAUAUUGCUGAUCUAAGCGAUGAAAACCGACCAACGAAACUGGCGGAAAAAUAUUCGGAACUUUACGACAAUGAGUGGACAGAUGCCUUUGAUGUUCUGACAAAAGAUGGUAAAAGAAAUGAUCAGGAAGCAAUUCAGAUUCUUGCAAAAUCGCUCUGUGUCGCAUACUCUAUCUGCAGAGAUAAGGCAAACGAAGAUUUGAACAAUAUAAUAGACGCUUUGAGAAAAUAUCAUGGGGUGACAGAUCUUCCGACAGAGAUAUUGAAAGAAAUAAAAGAUCAGAGGAAAAAAUUAUUUCGAAGACCUAUAGGCGAUUUAAGACAGAAUUACAAAAAUCAGGCUAAAACGAACAUAAUUAUGGAUAAAGCUGAGAAAAAAGCAAAACCCGUGAAGAUUUUUGUGACAAAAAGCCUGGAGUUGUGCUGGCUAAUGGCCAUACAAGAUCCCCCAGUCUUUGUUGAUAUCAAUAUAGAACGUCACGGGGAGAAAAUGGAUACCGACCUACGGAAGCCUUAUACGACAUCCGGAAAGUACAUCGAGUUCAUCGUCUGGCCUACUCUGUAUCUUCAUAAAGGAGGUAACGUACUUCUUAAAGGCGUAGCACAAUGUAUGAGUGUGAAUAAUAAAAUGGAAAAACAGAAUAGCAAAGACUUUACAUCUAUUUCCAAUGCUUCAAUAAGGUUCGGUACCAAAGACACUAAUACUGACAAUGAAACAACAGGAAAUCUACUUGAACAGUAUCAAAAACCCCCAGUACAUAUUGACAGUCAAAAUGAUGGAAAUGCGAAGAACUUUAACGCCGAAGUAGCAACCAACUCCUUAACAGAUGAGAUACAGACACAUCCAAUACAUGCUUCAUUUGAGUCACAAAAAGCAAAGACGUCCGAUAAACAAUUAUCUGGAAUACCUUCGAAGAAAACAAGAAAAAAGAAGUCUCGCUGGAGCAAAAACAGUCAAUCACAUACAAUGUUUAAUACAAUGCAGGACAAACGUAGUCAAGAACAGAUUAAAGUAGAUGAAAUUACACAUCUUUGAGUGACAGAGCUUUAAAAUUAUGUACGGUAAUCAUACUUUUAAACUUUCAGUUUUUCUGUUUGGUAACAGUAACAGAGGGGCGAAAAAUAUAAAUCAAAGGUUUUCCAGAAUCUGGUAUAUAAACACAAUCGGGUGUAGCAACAUCGAACAUUCCCCCUAGCACCGGCUUGAGCAGAAAUCUUUAUCAGUAAUAGAAUAGACUCAAAAAUCACAAAGGAUCAGAAAAUAUAACAUCAUCGGGUCCAAGUGCGGGGAGACAUUUUACAGUCGCCACACAGUACUAAAAGUCUUAGUGUUGUUACAUAUUUGAAAUGGUCGAAAAUUAAUUGAACAGAUACUAACUACACCUGAACAAGCUCAGGAACGCCAUCUCUGUUUGUUUAAACAGAUCAAAUUUAACUUUGCUUCUAGUUCGAUUUCCGUUUCCUCAAGGUUUAAGCAUGUCGGCUCAAGGACGUAAUGUUCCAUAAUAUUUCUUUCCAGCAGAUUAGAAACAGGUUCCUACCUGUGAAAUAUCGAUUUAAUCCCGUUACAAUUGACGGAGUUAUCCAUUUAUACACACUUAUAUACAGUGGCUAUAUUUCAAUGCUAUAAUGAAACGUGAAGACAAAAUAGAAACCAGGGCUUACAUUAAAGCCCAGAUUUCUUUGCUCUUAUCUCUAACAUAGAUAUUUUCGGAAUUGUGUUGUAUCCUUUAUAGUUCUGUAGUGACGUUAAGAAUAGUUUCCGUUGUCUUUCGAGAGGGUCAAAAUACUCUUCAAGACAAUAACCGUCCAGGCAAGCCUGUUGUUAAAGCAAAGAAAGAAACAUAUUGCUGCAGUUAGAGGUAUAGUAGAAGAAAAUGAUCAAUAUACUUCUUCACAAAUAGCUUACACAAUAGGGCAGUCAGUUAUAUUCUUACUGAUCGUUUGAAAUUAAAGAAAGGUUGUGCAAGAUGAGCCGAGCCCCCAUUUCUUUUACAUCAGACCAAAAGUACAAGCGUUUAGAAUAUGAAAACAAGAGGGCCCUGAAGGCCCUAUAUCGCUCACCUGACCUAUGGACCUAAAGAUCAGAUCAUCAAGAUUAACAUUCUGAUCAAGUUUCAUUAAGAUAUGGUCAUAAAUGUGGCCUCUAAAGUGUUAACCAGCUUUUCCUUUGAUUUGACCUAGUGACCUAGUUUUUGACCCCACAUGACACAGAUUCGAACUUGACCUAAAGAUCAUAAAGAUUAACA